UCUCUUUGCAUUAGCCGAGCGCUUAAGCUCAGCUAAUAGCUAGCCAACAACAAGAAACACAUCAGACGAGACGCGAGUGGUGAACUUUCGCCAAACAAACAAGCGAUAAGCCGGCUACAAUGGCUUUUUUAGGAGAGCCUGUGCGUCUGGAAAGAGACAUAUCUCGUGCAAUUGAGCUGCUGGAUAAACUCCAGAGAACAGGCGAAGUGCCUCCCCAGAAGCUGCAGGCACUCCAGAGGGUUUUACAGAGUGAAUUCUGCAACGCUGUGCGGGAGGUGUAUGAGCAUGUGUACGAAACAGUGGACAUAAAUAGCAGCCCAGAAGUGAGGGCCAAUGCAACAGCAAAGGCUACGGUGGCUGCAUUUGCAGCAAGUGAGGGUCACUCUCACCCCCGUGUGGUGGAGCUCCCCAAAACAGAGGAGGGGCUGGGGUUCAACAUCAUGGGUGGAAAGGAACAAAACUCGCCCAUCUACAUCUCGCGUAUCAUUCCUGGAGGCAUCGCUGAUCGACAUGGCGGUCUGAAAAGAGGAGAUCAGCUGCUUUCUGUUAAUGGAGUGAGCGUAGAAGGAGAGCACCACGAGAAGGCUGUGGAGCUGUUAAAGGCCGCUCAGGGUACAGUGAAGCUGGUGGUACGGUACACCCCUAAGGUCUUGGAAGAGAUGGAGUCCCGCUUCGAGAAGUUGAGGUCUGCCAAACGCCGGCAACAGAACAACUUUCCCCAGUAGGAUGCCUCUCCUGUGCCCCCCUCCCUCUUUGUCUUUAAUUCUUCUGCCAUCUGUCUUCCUCGUUCACACUUUCUCGUCCCUUUUCUCCAGCCAGGGAUUAGCCACAUGUUUGGCACUUUCUAAAUCCUGUCCUUUCACACACUUCUUUCUCAUAGCAUGAACACUACCUUGGCUCUUGAUGAUGUCACUCGCAUCACAAAUGCCCUAUUGGUGCAGUAUUACGAAUGUACUGUCAGUUUGGGGUGUUGAUUGGUUAGAUAUGCAAGGGGACCAUUGCAAUGUACAACUCCUGAGGCGAAUUGAAUGAAAAUGUCAAAGUGCCUCGAAAAGAUGGCCACAGCCCCUUGGUAUGUUACCAUCGUAGGCGGUUUCAUGGUCCAAACUCACGAUUGAACACUACUACGUCUUACUAAAAAUGUUCUUAACAGAAUAAUCUCAAAGGAAGCAUGUAUUUUUAUAAUAAUCAGUGGUUAAUUGUGUUUAUCAUGCUUGCUUUUUUAAGUGUCUGCUCAUGGAUUUAAAAAUCUCAUUUUGGGUUGCUUAAAAGAGAAGUGACAGCGGCGACACAACAUAAACAUUGAGAGAUUCAAACUCAAAAUGUCAGCUGUAAAUCUUCCAUAUACUCCACCAGACGUAUCCUGUUUACUGACCCAAAUGUGAUCAAGCCUCACAAUGUUUACAAUGCGUGCUGACAAGGAAAUAUGUUAUCUAAUAAUGUGUUCACCAUUAAUAUAUAUAUAUACAGUAAUUGGCACAUUCGUUCAAUCAAAUAAACAUUAACUUUUAUCAAACAAAGUAGAAAUGUUAACCAACACUAUUUUGUGAACAUUUGGGUUUGCAUUCAGCCUAGGCAAAACAUGUUACAUAUGGCUCAGAUUGGCAUGUAAACAGUGCUUUUGAUUGAAUGCAGUGUAUACAAAUGGCACUGAGCGGUCCUGCCAAACAGCUGUUCUGAGGAGAUGCUAGUGGCUCUGUUUGGACAUUGAAUCAUUUUGAUUUAUCUAUCUGAUGUGAAUUGUCAAAGCAUAUGCCAUGUAUAAAGCACACAGCAGAAACGCAGUGCGGCGGUCUUGAGCUCUUACUGUAUGUAGGCUUGCGUUCAAGUGUUUGUGUCAGAAGCAGCAACACUAUAUUUCAAAACCGUAGGGGCACAUCAGCAUGAUGUAGUUGUUUUAUUGUUCAUUCGUCUGUCGUUUUAAAAUGCUGUAUGAAUGUUAAUAUGGCACUUGCCUUUCAGCCCGCUAUGGGUCCAUAUGGUACGCUCCGUUCAUGCUUGUAAUUACAAAGACCUGCGUCAUGUUUCAGAAUCUAUUUCACUUAAAUGAUUAUUAUAUCAUCAGGUAACAACUGGCCGUAAUUCUAGCCGAACAACGAAUGAGAAAAUGAAUGUUAGAGAAUAUCAACAUUAUUAACACUAUUUGUCAACGCAAGAUUUUUUUAUGAGAUGUUUUUAAAAAGAAAGCUCAAGGAAAAAUUGGUGCUGUCUUUAUUUUCUUCCUUCUUGCCCUCUCUAAUUUAUUUGUUUUUGAGAAACCUAAAACAGAUUUUUUUUGAUGCAAUAAGACCUUGUGGCUUUAAUUUUAUUUUGAUAUUAAAAAAACUAAUCAGUCCUUUCUGUAAAAAUUCAACAGAUUGUUCAUCCAUAUAGAAAUUGUCAAGCGUUCAUCAGGAAAUCUCUUUAGUAAUAUUUAGGUCUUAUCCAGAUACUUCAGUAUAUAACUGAAGUUUUAUUUCUAUGUGAUUAAUGUUGUCGCCAAAAGCUUUAUUUGAUGUAGUUUGAUUUGUUGAAUAAUUUUAAAACACUGCACUUUCACUUUGUACUCAUUUUCACAAAAUGCAACACUACGUAUUUUUAAACUCGAAUGCAGGUAUUUUCAGUGUACUAACACGCUAGUCUAUUUUUCUCAGUCUCUCAUAAAAUAUUUAACGUGUCUAAUUAUAGAGGCCCAUGACUCACCCCGAGCUGUGAGAUACAUAGGUGUUUUGGGGGUGAGAGAUAAAAGGGAGGUCUGAUGUCUCGCAUGAAGGAAUCAUUUUUGUUAUUGAGCAAAAACGUCAAAAUCAAGUGAUCCCUUUUCUUUCUGUGGUGUAUAAUGUGCUCAGGUUGGAUGUUUGUAUAAUAUCAUGAUUUUAAAGCUUCAUGUAUCACAAGAGCAAUAAGAUACGAUCCUUCUGUAAUCAUCUCGAGCAGGUUACUUAAUCCCCAUUAAUACUUGGAAAUGUCCACAGGGGGACCGACAGACUAUUUUUGUAACCUCUUUUUCUUUUGAUAUUUUUCCCCUUUUUGAUAAGUGAUAAGAUCUUUUUGCGACAAAUGCUUUGUAUUGAUUUACCUUGACCAAGUUCUCUCUCUGUUUCAAGUAAAAGACCAAACUUGCAACAUUCUGGGAGCUCUUUCAAUGUACGGUCAGCUAGUUUGGACUGUUUCUAAGAACCUAUUGUAUCGUUUGACAUGUUUUUCCUGCUGUACUGUGUUACAAUAAUGUGGAUGUAUAAAGACUGAUGAAAGUGA
Messenger RNA from Paramisgurnus dabryanus, 3237 nucleotides. It is a transcript of the gene lin7c, whose product is annotated as lin-7 homolog C (C. elegans). Gene Ontology annotation, molecular function: protein binding. The record is from RefSeq and is a predicted model, not a curated record. NCBI's taxonomy places the organism in Eukaryota, Metazoa, Chordata, Actinopteri, Cypriniformes, Cobitidae.